Molecule: messenger RNA, 1461 nt
Organism: Aspergillus heteromorphus CBS 117.55
Lineage: Eukaryota; Fungi; Ascomycota; Eurotiomycetes; Eurotiales; Aspergillaceae
Exons: 3
Coding region: 1-1461 (486 amino acids)
Source: RefSeq, a predicted model, not a curated record
AUGAAGCUCCAAACUGCGACCAUCAUUCUUAGUUUCUGCGGGUCUGUCCUGGCCGCCCCUGUCCGCAACGCGCACGGAGAAAGAGGCAUCGAAGCGCCUACACCGAGCUAUAGUGCCAAACCCUGGACAUCCAGCUGGCCUUCUCAUGCCCGCCCAAGUGGUUCCGCCUCCCCUCAUGCAAAGCCCGAACAUGCCCAGACUUCCGCCGCUGUCCACGGAAUCAACCAGGCGAUGGCAGCUAGUCCGAGCAAACAAUUCAGUGGGCCCCCGGCUACUCAGCCUCAGCAAACCAAUGUGCCUUCGGCGGAUUUGCGGGUGCUCAGGGCUCUACGGCCUACCCUCCUGCCGGUCAAGUUCAAGCUCCUGGCACUGGACAUGCUGGUGCCUCCACUGGACCUCAGGGCUCCACGGCCUCCCCGUCUAUUGGUCAAGCUGCUGGCUCUCAGGGACUUCCCCAAGCUGGUCAGUCAUUUGGCACUGGAAGUGCAGGACCUGCACCUGGUACGGGAUUUGCCGCAGGUGGACAAUCGCAGGGCAGCCAAUUCCCUGGUUCUGGAUCUUCCGCGGGUCCCUCUACUGGGACUGGAUUUUCUGGCAGCCAAGGACCUUCUACUGGAUCCAGUUUCCCGGGCUCUGGGUUUGCCGCUGGUCCCUCCACCGGUGCUAGCUAUCCUGCCUAUGGAUCUUCUACUGGCCCUUCUACUGGAACUGGACUUUCUGGAAACAAAGGACCCUCGACUGGAGCUGGUCUUUCUGGCAGCCAGGGACCCUCGACUGGAGCCGUCCUUUCUGGAAGCAAAGGACCUUCGACCGGAGCUGGGCUUUCUGGCAGCCAAGGACCCUCGACCGGAGCUGGGCUUUCUGGCAGCCAGGGAGGACUCUCGGGAAGCAAAGGACCUUCGACUGGAGCUGGUCUUUCUGGCAGCCAGGGACCCUCGACUGGAGCCGUCCUUUCUGGAAGCAAAGGACCUUCGACUGGAGCUGGGCUUUCUGGCAGCCAGGGACCGUCGACUGGAGCCGGACUUUCUGGAAGCAAAGGACCCUCGACCGGAGCUGGUCUUUCUGGCAGCCAGGGACCCUCGACUGGAGCCGUCCUUUCUGGAAGCAAAGGACCUUCGACCGGAGCUGGGCUUUCUGGCAGCCAAGGACCCUCGACCGGAGCUGGGCUUUCUGGCAGCCAGGGAGGACUCUCGGGAAGCAAAGGACCUUCGACUGGAGCUGGGCUUUCUGGCAGCCAAGGACCCUCGACCGGAGCUGGGCUUUCUGGCAGCCAAGGACCCUCGACCGGAGCUGGGCUUUCUGGAGGCCAAGGACCCGCGACUGGAAAUGCAUUCUCUAAGAGCAAGGUCCCCUCUACUGGAGGCAGCUACCCCGGCUCCGGAUCUACCCACGGUCCCUUUACGCACUCUCCGAUGCACGGAUUCUAAGGAAACGACAUACCUGGUCCAAAUAUCUCUGUAA